Misgurnus anguillicaudatus (oriental weatherfish) is the source of this 3255-nucleotide messenger RNA. It is a transcript of the gene slc22a17, whose product is annotated as solute carrier family 22 member 17. Lineage: Eukaryota; Metazoa; Chordata; Actinopteri; Cypriniformes; Cobitidae. The record is from RefSeq and is a predicted model, not a curated record. Gene Ontology annotation, biological process: transmembrane transport. Gene Ontology annotation, cellular component: membrane. Gene Ontology annotation, molecular function: transmembrane transporter activity.
CCGAUGUUUUCCGAAUGCGUCCGAUGUUUCCCGACACUCGGAUCCAGUCGUGCCAGUUUUUCCGCCCUCUGCUUUUCUUCCAGCCGGAGGAACCGCAUUCAUGUUCGCUGAUUUAUUUACAUACAUGAAACGCGUGCGUGUUUGUGUGACGGACAUAUUAACGUACGCGAAGAAUGAAGCGUUUGUGUGGUUGGAGUGAGAUUUAAUGUGCUGGACCGGGCCGAACGCAUCCAAAACACAUCAGACCGGAUCAGAACCAUCAGUCUGGAUUCACUGGAGUUCGGUUGUGGAUUCAUCUCGUCAUCAGAGAGUUUAUAUCUGCUGUGAAGAGAUCAGCAGCAGCCGGUUAUUCUCUCUUUACCAGCAGAGGAAGAGAGAGAGGGAGAGACACAGACAGCCGUCUAUCUUUCUCUCUCUCUCUCUUUCUCCAUCUGUAUCAGUUAGGAUUGAGAACGGAAGAGGUUUCUGCUGCAGCAUCUCUAAACGAUGACAUCACCUUCAUCACCGUUGGGCUCGCCGUCCCCCUGCCCACCCCCGCCUCCUUCCCUCCCCUCCUCCCCCACGCCGUCGUCUCCCGCCGCGUCCAGCCUCCCCCUUCCGCCCACCCUGCCGCCCACCGGAGAGGUGAUGGUUUUGGCCCUGGGUCGUAAGAGGCAGAAGCUUCUCAUCGCUCUGUCUAUACUGCCCAAUCUCUUUCUGGCGUUUUUGAUGUCCUCUGACCCGCUGCUGACCCUGGCAUCACCCUUCCGUUGCCGGCUGCCCGGACCGUCGCAUGUUUCUCAGGUGUUGAACGCCUCAGUGAAGGACGUAGCCCAGUGCAAGCGGGACGUGAUGAUCAACGGCACAGCGUCCGGUCUGGUGGACUGUGAUGUGGGGUUCGACUAUAACGUCACUGAAGGACUGAGGAAUAAUAUUGUUAUAGAGUGGGAUCUGGUGUGUAUGCGGUACUGGCUUGUUCCAGUAGAGGAGGUUUGCUUCAUUCUGGGUCUCCUUACUGGCAGUCUGGGUUUGGGUUACACAUCUGACCGAUUAGGUCGACAGAAGUCUCUUCUGGUCUCUUUGAUGCUCACCGUCAUUUUUGGAGUGCUGGUUUGUGUCUCACCAUCUCCACCUGUCUUCAUCAGCAUGCGAUUCUGUCUGGCUGCAGCGAGCGCUGGCGUUUACCUCACGCUGUACGUCACACGUUUGGAGCUUUGUGACCCUUCACUGAGGCUGGUGGUGACGAUGAUGUCCGGUCUGAUGACGUUUGCCGGUGAUCUCUUGCUGCUGGGUGUGGCUCUCGGGUGUCGCUCCUGGAGGGCUCUUUUAGGAACGGGAGCUGCUCCGAUGUCUUUAUUCCUGAGCUAUGGUAUUCCAGGCUUGUUUCCAGAAUCACCACGCUGGCUUCUGCUUUCUGAGAGGACGGGAGACAUGAAUUCUUUAAGUGAACGUAAUGAUCGACAGCGAGAUGAUGAAAGCUUCACAGAGUUGGAAACGGUAUCCUUCUCAUCUCCUGGACGUCCACAUCUGUCGUUACAAGAGCUGCUCCACAGCAGAAACAUCUGGAAAAACCUCUGUGUCUUGGGCUUCACCUCAUUUAUCUCUCAUGGCAUCAGUCACUGCUACAGCUCCUUCAGACGAGAUGUCAAAGGCACCACCCCCAGUUUCUAUUGGACGUACCUGUUGUCCGUGUGUACGGGAGGCGGGGCCUGGCUGUUGCUGUGGGCGACGGUGGACAGGUGUGGUCGUCGUGGAAUUCUUCUCUUGACCAUGACUUUGACUGGACUUGCCUCACUAAUUCUCCUUGGCCUUAUGAACUAUUUAAGCGAGUCGGCGAUGACGGUGUUUUCUAUAAUGGGUCUGUUCUCAUCCCAAGCGGCCGCUUCGCUCUCCAUCCUGUUUACUGCUGAAAUCAUGCCCACCAUCAUCAGAGGAAGUGCAGUCGGAGCAAUAAUGGCGCUGGGUUGCGUUGGCCGUCUGAGUUCUCCUCUCAUGGAUCUGCGCAAUCACUACGGCUACUUUCUUCACCAUGUGGUCUACUCGUCUCUGGCUCUGCUGGCGGUUCUUUCCAUUCUGCUUCUUCCAGAGAGCAAGCGGAAACCCCUUCCACAGACACUGGUCGACGGAGAACAGUACCGACGCCCACCGCUGGUCCGACGGAGGAGGGAUAAUGUUCCUCUUUUAGCUACGCCCAAUCCAGAGACCUAGCUCCCCUGCUUUAGCCACAUAUUUUAGAGACCUUAUCAUUGUAGUCGAUCCUAACACGUGCCGGUGGAGUCGUCGCACAUGGACUCCGUCCUGAGGUUGUGAGGAGUAAAAGGUCCUGAACUGCAGAGUGGCACCAACAUCCAGAGUAGAUGUAAACACUCUUGACCUCAUCUGUCAGCGUACCCACAGCCAGUGGCAUUACCAUGAGAUGAUGGUACAGUUUACCGCUGAAGUCUGACCCAUGUAGCAUUCAGUGACAUUAGUAAUAUUAAACUUAAGGUAAGGGCUUGAAAUCACAAAAUAGUCAUUUUUAAAAGUAUUUAUCUCACAAAAUAGUUGAAAGUUCUCACUCAAGAUUGAUAAAUGUGUAGUGGCUGCCAAGAAUGGUGUAUUGUUAUACAAAGACUGCAGACUGAUUGUUUUAUGAGCUCUCUGAUUGGUCGAUGCUGUAUGAGUUAUUUAUUAUAUUCAACACGGCACUUUUUGUUUCGAGCACAGCUGAAGGGAAUAUCCCAGUUACAACUUCAGUGACAUGGCAAUAACCACAGUUAUUAAAAUAGUAUCAACAGCCCUCAGUUUGUGAAAAUGUCUGAUUGUUUAUCUGCGUAUGACAUAAAAGGAUAAUUUAGACAAGUUGAGGACUUGUUUCCUGGACAGGGUUUAGAUUAAUCCCUGGAGUAAUUUUAUAUCAUACCACACAUGCUGUCAUGAUCUUGAGUUGUGUAUACUCCUUUGGUUUCUUUUCCAUAUCCUAAUGAUUAGGUUACUUCAAAGUGUACUUAGAGUACAAACACAUAAUCUGAAUGUUGACACUGUUUGUAUUUGCGUCUGUUUUACGUUUUGUCUCUACAUGUUGCCUUUUCAGUCAGAUGGGGAUAUAAGUUAUGAUGCUUUCUUUUGUUAGGUUCUUUAAUAUGCACUUAACUAUUAGAAGUAAUUUUAAUGAACAUUGAUAUUACUACUGUGCUACAUUAAUGAAGGAUGAUAGUAUUUCUCAAAAAUAACUAACAAAAAAUACUGUACAUGAAUAAAUCUUUAACCAAGUCUAAUUAAACUAUUUACAGGUCA